This is a messenger RNA of Bufo gargarizans (Asiatic toad), 2220 nucleotides long. Its product is annotated as oocyte zinc finger protein XlCOF7.1-like. Lineage: Eukaryota; Metazoa; Chordata; Amphibia; Anura; Bufonidae. The transcript has 5 exons. Gene Ontology annotation, biological process: regulation of transcription by RNA polymerase II. Gene Ontology annotation, molecular function: RNA polymerase II cis-regulatory region sequence-specific DNA binding; DNA-binding transcription factor activity, RNA polymerase II-specific. The record is from RefSeq and is a predicted model, not a curated record. Bases 1 to 2220 code for a protein of 739 amino acids.
AUGGAUAACAUGAGAAAAGAGAACAUCUGCAUCAGAGGAGACAUCACUGCAUGUGAAGACUGGAUAAAAGGCUCCCAAGGUCAUCAAAUUCUAUCUCCUUCUUAUGAAAUAGAAGGUAAUCAAUCCCAAAUUAGCACUAAUAGAACUGGACAUAAUCUGGGUGAGAUGUCGUCUGCAAAUUCUGAAUAUGGGAAAGAUUUUGAAAAUAAUGUUAAUCUUUCUAAGCACAAAGAUAUUCAGAAAGAUGAACGGUCAUGUUCUGAAAGAGAGAAAACUUUUAAUGUGAUAUCAAGUGUUGCUGAAAAUCAGAGAAAUCACAGAGGAGAGAAGCCAUAUUCAUGUUCAGAAUGUGGGGAGAAGCCAUUUUCAUGUUUGGAAUGUGGGAAGUGUUUUAAGAAUAAACAUUAUCUUAAGAUACACCUAAGAACUCAUACUGGGGAGCAGCUAUAUUCAUGUUCAGAAUGUGGGAAAUGUUUUAGUCAUAAAUUAAGUCUUGUAAAACAUCAAAGAAUUCACACAGGAGAGCGGCCAUUUCCAUGUCUGGAAUGUGGGAAAUGUUUUAGUGAUAAAUCAAGUCUUGUGCAACAUCAGAGAAUUCACACGGGAGAGAAGCCAUUUCCAUGUCCUGAAUGUGAGAAAUGUUUUAGUCAGAAAACAAUUCUUGUGCAACAUCAGAGAAUUCACACAGGAGAGAAGAGAUUUUCAUGUUCUGAAUGUGGGAAGUGCUUUAGUCAGAAAACAAGUCUUGUGAAACAUCAGAUAAUUCACACAGGAGAGAAGGGAUUUUCAUGUUCUGAAUGUGGGAAGUGUUUUAGUCAGAAAACAAUUCUUGUGCAACAUCAGAAAAUUCACACAGGAGAGAAGGGAUUUUCCUGUUCAGAAUGUGGUAAAUGUUUUAGUGAUAAAUCAAAUCUUGUGCAACAUCAUAGAAUUCACACAGGAGAGAAGGGAUUUUCAUGUCCCGAAUGUGAAAAGUGUUUUAGUAAGAAAUCACAUCUUAUUCGACAUCAGAAAACUCACACAGGAGAGAAGCCAUUUUCAUGCACUGAAUGUGAAAAGUGUUUUAGUGAGAAAUCAAAUUUUGACACUGCCCCCGUCGCUGACGUUCUCAACAGUUUAUACAAAAUGACAGCCGCUGGAGGAAACAUAGAGUCUGUCCCCACGACUAUCGGGCGUCCAGGUGAAGACUGGAUAAAAGGCUCCCAAGGUCAUCAAAUUCUAUCUCCUUCUUAUGAAAUAGAAGGUAAUCAAUCCCAAAUUAGCACUAAUAGAACUGGACAUAAUCUGAGUGAGAUGUCUGCAAAUUCUGAAUAUGGGAAAGAUUUUGAAAAUAAUGUUAAUCUUUCUAAGCACAAAGAUAUUCAGAAAGAUGAACGGUCAUGUUCUGAAAGAGAGAAAACUUUUAAUGUGAUAUCAAGUGUUGCUGAAAAUCAGAGAAAUCACAGAGGAGAGAAGCCAUAUUCAUGUUCAGAAUGUGUGAAGUGUUUUUGGCAGAAAUCACAUCUUGUUGAACAUCAGAAAACUCACACAGGGGAGAAGCCAUUUUCAUGUUUGGAAUGUGGGAAGUGUUUUAAGAAUAAACAUUAUCUUAAGAUACACCUAAGAACUCAUACUGGGGAGCAGCUAUAUUCAUGUUCAGAAUGUGGGAAAUGUUUUAGUCAUAAAUUAAGUCUUGUAAAACAUCAAAGAAUUCACACAGGAGAGCGGCCAUUUCCAUGUCUGGAAUGUGGGAAAUGUUUUAGUGAUAAAUCAAGUCUUGUGCAACAUCAGAGAAUUCACACGGGAGAGAAGCCAUUUCCAUGUCCUGAAUGUGAGAAAUGUUUUAGUCAGAAAACAAUUCUUGUGCAACAUCAGAGAAUUCACACAGGAGAGAAGAGAUUUUCAUGUUCUGAAUGUGGGAAGUGCUUUAGUCAGAAAACAAGUCUUGUGAAACAUCAGAAAAUUCACACAGGAGAGAAGGGAUUUUCCUGUUCAGAAUGUGGUAAAUGUUUUAGUGAUAAAUCAAAUCUUGUGCAACAUCAUAGAAUUCACACAGGAGAGAAGGGAUUUUCAUGUCCCGAAUGUGAAAAGUGUUUUAGUAAGAAAUCACAUCUUAUUCGACAUCAGAAAACUCACACAGGAGAGAAGCCAUUUUCAUGCACUGAAUGUGAAAAGUGUUUUAGUGAGAAAUCAAAUUUUGUGAGACACCUGAGAAUUCACAUAGGAGAGAAGCCUAUUUAA